UUUUAACUUUUCAUCUUCCCACAGGUUAUGGCAAAUUUAACAUAUUCGUAAUGCUCUUUUCUGGCGUCGUGCUAAACAAUGUGGUGCUCGAAUCGGUGGGCGUUAGCUUUGCACUGCCCGUCUUAGAGUGUGAUCUGAAUCUAUCGCAUCGAGAGCAGGGCAUAUUAGGCGCAGUAGCCUUCGCCGGUAUCAUUACGAGUUCACACUUUUGGGGGUUUCUAGCCGAUACCACUGGUCGCAAGCGGAUAAUGCAACCGGAAUUACUUGUGAACUUUUUUAUAACGGCACUCUCAAGUUUGUCGCCAAAUUUUAUAACCUUUGCUGUGCUGCGAUUUUUAAAUGCCAUACUGUGA
Molecule: messenger RNA, 353 nt
Organism: Bactrocera tryoni
Lineage: Eukaryota; Metazoa; Arthropoda; Insecta; Diptera; Tephritidae
Product: organic cation/carnitine transporter 7-like
Exons: 1
Coding region: 51-353 (100 amino acids)
Biological process (GO): transmembrane transport
Molecular function (GO): transmembrane transporter activity
Source: RefSeq, a predicted model, not a curated record